CAUUGCCUAGAUUUCAUGCAGCAGGAUGCAAUCGAUAUCACAGCCAAAGCAUUCGAGGAGCAUACAGUUGAGAAGGAAAUCGCCAUGACCAUAAAGAAGGAGUUUGACAAGAAAUACUCUACGACAUGGCACUGCAUCGUUGGCAAGAGCUUUGGAUCAUUCGUCACUCACGAGACAAAGAACUACAUAUACUUCUUUGUUGGUCAGCACAAUGUACUUCUAUUCAAGGCCGGCUAA
This is a messenger RNA of Acytostelium subglobosum LB1, 237 nucleotides long. RefSeq lists its product as hypothetical. NCBI's taxonomy places the organism in Eukaryota, Evosea, Eumycetozoa, Acytosteliales, Acytosteliaceae. Gene Ontology annotation, cellular component: cytoplasmic dynein complex. The record is from RefSeq and is a predicted model, not a curated record. Gene Ontology annotation, biological process: microtubule-based process; cilium assembly. The transcript has 2 exons. The annotation marks the transcript as partial. Gene Ontology annotation, molecular function: dynein light intermediate chain binding; dynein intermediate chain binding.